Molecule: messenger RNA, 1206 nt
Organism: Naegleria gruberi
Lineage: Eukaryota; Heterolobosea; Eutetramitea; Acrasida; Naegleriidae
Exons: 1
Coding region: 1-1206 (401 amino acids)
Biological process (GO): protein folding
Cellular component (GO): endoplasmic reticulum; endoplasmic reticulum membrane
Molecular function (GO): calcium ion binding
Source: RefSeq, a predicted model, not a curated record
AUGUUUACAACUAAACAUAUCGUGUUAGCUGCUCUCUUGUUGAGCGUAGCUGCUAUAGUUUCAGCUGAAACUUUCUUCUAUGAACCUUUCCAUGCUGGAUAUGAAGCCAGAUGGGUUAAGAGCAAGUCUAAGGAUAACUAUGGUGAAUGGAAACACACUGCCGGUGAAUGGUACGGUGAUGCUGAAGAAGACAAGGGUCUUCAAACUGGUCAAGAUGCUAGACACUACUCAAUCUCUGCUAGAUUCGAUAAACCAGCCGUCUCUAGAGGUGAUAAGCCACUCGUUAUUCAAUUCUCCACUAAACAUCCACAAAGCAUUGACUGUGGUGGUGCUUACUUAAAGUUCUUGCCAACUGGUGCUAGCCAAGAAAACUUCAAGGAUGACACUGAAUAUAGAAUUAUGUUCGGUCCUGAUAUCUGUGGUUCUGCUACUAGAAGAAUUCACUUCAUCUUCAACUACAAGGGUAAGAACUUGUUGUGGAAGAAGACUGUUCCAUGUGAAACUGAUCAACUCACUCACAUUUACACUGCUAUUAUCAAUCCUGAUGCUACCUAUGAAGUCCAAAUUGAUGGUCAAAAGAAGGAAAGCGGAAGUUUGUAUGAUGAUUGGGACUUUUUGCCACCAAAGGAUAUUCCAGAUCCACAAGCCAAGAAGCCAGCUGAUUGGGUUGAUGAAAAGGAAAUUGUUGAUGAAACUGAUAAGAAGCCAGAAGACUGGGAUCAACCAAAGUAUAUUUCUGAUCCAGAAGCCAAGAAGCCAGAAAACUGGGACGAAGAAGAAGAUGGUGCCUGGGAAGCUCCUCAAAUUCCAAACCCAGAAUACAAGGGUGAAUGGAAGGCUAGAAUGAUCCCUAACCCAGCUUACAAGGGUGAAUGGUCUGCUCCACUCAUUGCUAACCCAGAUUAUGCUUUCGAUGAAGAUGUUGCCAAGUAUAACGAUAUUGAAUAUGCUGGUAUUGAAAUCUGGCAAGUUAAGGCUGGUACUAUCUUUGAUAACAUUAUGGUUACUGAUGAUUUGGAUGUUGCCAACGAAGCUGUUCAAAAGGUUGUUGAACGUGCCAAGAAGGAAAAGGAAGCUUUCGAUAAGAUUGAAUCUGCCAAGAAGGCCAAGGAAGAAGAAGAAAGAAAGAAGAGAGAAGAAGAAGAAAAGAAGAAGCAAGAAGAAAAGCCAGUCGAAGAAAAGAAGGCCGAUCACGACGAACUCUAA